AUGGGAGAGUCCUCUGUCCUGGCCUCCUGGGUCAAUCGCCGUGUCAUGAUGAUGGAUGAGCAGGAGGCCCUGAACUCCAUCAUGCAGGACUUGGCCGAACUGCAUCGCUCCAGCCGUCCUGCGACUUUCUUGUCGGACUUGGGGAAACCCAAAGCCUCCUCACCCAAGAACCAGAACGAUGUGAGAGUGAAGUUUGAGUUCAAAGGAGAGAAGAGGAUCCUGCAGUUUCCUCGACCUGUCAAGCUGGAGGACCUGAAGACAAAAGCCAAAGUGGCUUUCGGUCAAACAAUGGACCUGCACUAUUCCAACAAUGAGUUGGUGAUCCCUUUAACAACCCAGGAUGAUCUGGACAAGGCUGUCGAGCUGCUGGAUCGCAGUGUUCACAUGAAGAGCCUAAAGAUCCUUCUGGUGCUCCAGACCCCUUCUUCCAACAUGGACCUCUUGCCGUCCCAUGAGGAGCUGGACAACACGGGAUUCAGGACUAUAGGUUCCCGUUCAACAGACCGCAGCUCUCCUCCUCCCGGAUACAUUCCCGACGCUCUCCAGCAGGUGGCGAGGAACGGCUCCUUCACCAGCAUCAACAGCGAGGGGGAGUUCAUUCCUGAGAGCAUGGACCAGAUGUUGGACCCGCUGUCUAUGAGCAGUCCAGAGAACUCGGCGUCUGGCAGCUGUCCCUCUUUAGACAGUCCUCUGGACAGUGACUAUCCUAAAUCCAGGAUGCCCAGAGCACAGAGUUACCCCGACAACCACCAGGACUUUCCAGAGUACGACAUCCCCGUGUUUGAGAAGUCUGGGAAGGGGGGGACGUAUCCUCGCAGAUACGGUAUUCCCUUCGGCCUGCAGGAUUACAGUGACGGCAGGAAGACCUUCCCUCGGGCCCGAAGAACUCAGGUUCACAGCUUCCGCUCUCCGGUCAGCUUCAGUCCGACGGAGCAGUCCCCCAGCACCAGCAGCGGCAGCAGCGUCUUCACACCCGACCUGGAGGAGGUCCCCGGACCCGUCAGGAGGCGGAGAGGCAGCGACAUCGAGCCAAGCCCCAACCCACCAACUGGACCAACCCUCUCCGUCAUGGACAUCAGCCCCCCCAGCCGCUCUCCACGGGCUCCAACCAACUGGCGUCUGGGGAAGCUUCUGGGUCAGGGGGCUUUCGGGAGGGUUUUCCUGUGUUACGAUGCCGAUACUGGGCGGGAACUGGCAGUCAAACAGGUCCAGUUUGACCCGGAGAGUCCAGAAACCAGCAAGGAGGUGAGUGCGUUGGAGUGUGAGAUCCAGCUGCUGAAGAACUUGUGCCACGAGCGGAUCGUUCAGUACUACGGCUGCUUGCGAGACACGAUGGAGCGAACGCUCUCCAUCUUCAUGGAGUACAUGCCAGGAGGCUCCAUCAAAGACCAGCUGAAGUCUUACGGAGCGCUGACGGAAAACGUGACGCGGCGCUACACCCGGCAGAUCCUGGAGGGGGUCUCCUACCUGCACAGCAACAUGAUCGUCCACCGGGACAUCAAAGGGGCCAACAUCCUGCGAGAUUCUGUAGGAAACGUGAAGUUGGGGGACUUUGGGGCCAGCAGGCGGCUGCAGACCAUCUGUCUGUCCGGAACGGGGAUGAAGUCUGUGACCGGGACUCCGUACUGGAUGAGCCCAGAGGUCAUCAGUGGAGAAGGGUACGGCAGGAAGGCCGACAUCUGGAGUGUCGGCUGCACCGUUGUAGAGAUGCUAACGCAGCGGCCGCCGUGGGCGGAGUUUGAGGCCAUGGCAGCCAUCUUUAAAAUUGCCACGCAGCCCACCAACCCGGUCCUGCCGGCCCACGUGUCGGACCACUGCAGAGAGUUUCUCAAGCGGGUCUUUGUAGAGACCAAGCAGCGGCCAUCUGCAGACGAGCUACUGAGGCACAUCUUUGUACAUUAACCUGAGAACUGAAGCCCUGCCCACCUGCAGAGCUGCCCAAUGGCGGCUCCUCCUCUGGCCACGCCCCUUCCUCCUAAACACUGAGACCACUUUGGAGCAGGAAGGACCGGCUGGAGUUAAGUGGGCGGUUCUGUCACAGAGGACGUGAUUUUUAGUUUUUCUCGGCAACGUGCACCUUAUUUUCUGAACUGCGGAGAAAUCGAGCACUUUCUCCCGAAGACGAGUUUUGUUUUGUUUAAAUGUUUGUACCGUUUCUCUCCUCAAACCUUCUGGAGCGGGACGUGUCAGUGUUGUGGAC
Molecule: messenger RNA, 2200 nt
Organism: Nematolebias whitei (Rio pearlfish)
Lineage: Eukaryota; Metazoa; Chordata; Actinopteri; Cyprinodontiformes; Rivulidae
Gene: map3k2
Product: mitogen-activated protein kinase kinase kinase 2
Exons: 15
Coding region: 1-1902 (633 amino acids)
Biological process (GO): protein phosphorylation
Molecular function (GO): protein kinase activity; ATP binding; protein binding
Source: RefSeq, a predicted model, not a curated record